This is a messenger RNA of Contarinia nasturtii (swede midge), 1727 nucleotides long. It is a transcript of the gene alphaTub67C, whose product is annotated as tubulin alpha-8 chain. Bases 246 to 1586 code for a protein of 446 amino acids. Gene Ontology annotation, molecular function: GTP binding; structural constituent of cytoskeleton. Gene Ontology annotation, cellular component: cytoplasm; microtubule. The record is from RefSeq and is a predicted model, not a curated record. The transcript is spliced from 5 exons. Gene Ontology annotation, biological process: microtubule cytoskeleton organization; mitotic cell cycle. Lineage: Eukaryota; Metazoa; Arthropoda; Insecta; Diptera; Cecidomyiidae.
CUGCACAUUUGUUCGUCCAAUGUGAUAGAUCACCUUUGCAUCGCAACACAAUCCGACAUUCGUCAAAUACUAAACUAACUGUUUUGCAAAUCGAUUCAUUUUUGUUGUGUGUCGCAUUGGACAUUGCUGCUUAAAGAUCGUGUUCAUAUCAUUUUAAAUUUGUUCUAAUUGUUGUGAAAUUGUUAUUUUUAUUGCAUUCUUUUUUUUUUAACUUAUAAUCGAUCAAGAGCGAAAAUAAUUCCAAAAUGCGUGAGGUGAUGUCAUUACAUAUCGGACAGGCGGGUACACAAAUCGGUGAUACGAUUUGGGAAUUGUAUCGUUUGGAGCAUGACAUUAACGCAGAUGGUACAUUGGCACAUGAAGCGUCAGACACUGGUUCAUUUUUUAGUGCAACCGACAAUGGAAAAUAUGUGCCGCACAGUAUUUUCGUCGAUCUUGAGCCAACGGUACUUGGUGAAAUUCGGACUGGUGUACAUAAACACUUUUAUCAUCCCGAAACAAUGAUUUCGGGCAAAGAAGAUGCGGCCAAUAAUUAUGCACGCGGUCAUUACACCGUUGGAAAGGAAAUUGUCGAUCGAGUACUGUCACAGAUUCGCAAACAAGUGGAAAAAUUCACCAAUUUACAGGGAUUUUUGAUAUUUAAUUCGUUUGGCGGUGGUACCGGUUCUGGUUUUACCGCACUUUUAUUAGAGCGCUUACAAAAUGACUAUGCAAAAGCGCUUAAUCUACAAUUCUCGGUUUAUCCGGCACCAAUGAUUUCAACCGCCGUCGUUGAACCGUACAAUUCAAUUUUGACAACGCACAGCACCAUGGAAUAUUCAAAUGUCACAUUUCUGUUCGACAACGAAGCAUUGUAUGAAAUUUGUAUGAAUAGUUUAAAAGUUGAUCGUCCAGCAUACAAAAAUUUGAAUCGUUUAUUGGCACAAGUGGUUGCAUCAACAACGGCAUCGCUACGUUUCCAAGGUUCGAUGAAUGUCGAUUUAAAUGAAUUUCAGACGAAUUUGGUGCCAUUUCCGCGUAUUCAUUUUCCAUUGGUCGCAUAUUCGCCACUGUUGGCCAGAGAAAAAUCCAUGCACGAAACCAAUUCAAUUCGACAGAUCACAACAAAUUGCUUUGAACCAAACAAUUGCAUGAUGAAAUGCGAUCCGCGACAGGGUAAAUAUAUGGCAUGCUGCAUGCUUUAUCGCGGUGACGUUGUACCAAAAGAUAUCAAUGAUACCAUAUCGCAUAUUAAAUCAAAGCGUGCGAUCUCAUUUGUUGACUGGUGUCCGACUGGAUUCAAAGUUGGAAUCAAUUGUCAACAACCAUCGGUUGUACCUGGUGGUGAUUUGGCGUUGACAACCAAAGCCUGUUGUAUGCUUUCCAAUUCAACGGCCAUUGCUGAAGGAUUCUGUCGUAUGAAUGCCAAAUUUGACUUGAUGUACAAAAAACGAGCAUUUGUUCACUGGUAUGUUGGUGAGGGAAUGGAAGAAGGUGAAUUCGCUGAAGCUCGAGAAGAUUUGGCCACAUUAGAAAAGGAUUACGAAGAAGUCGGUACCGAUGAUGUUGAAGAUGAGUACGAAGGCCAAGAGUAUACAGAAUACUAAAGAAACACGGUGAUACAUACGAACCACAAAAUGAACUCAAGAAAAUUGUAUUAUUUGUUAAUAACGAAUUUUGAAUUCAAAAUAGCAAACCAAAAAAAAACUAGAAAAACUAACCAAAAAUCAUAAAGAACCAAAAAUAAA